AUGGCCAGCACUUCAUCGUCUGCCAAUAAACCCGAGGGAUCUCUGGGCCCCGUCAGUUUGAGGGAAAAGUACCCCGAGCUCGAUGAUAUGACCCUACAAGAGAUACACCUACAGGAUGUCAACAAGGCGAACCUAAUUCGUGACAAGGCUAUUGAACUCAUCCGAAAAGCAGCGGCCACUAGUGAUGAGAACGUGGCCGACGAGCUCCCAGCAUUCGACUAUGAACUCAAGAGGGCCGAGGACUUCCUGGUUGCCGCCGAAGCCUAUCGCAAAGCCCCAAAAACGAGCCGAGACGACGACGUGGCCUUUCUGUCGUUUCGAAGCGACGGGGAAGAAGCAUCGCCUGACGAACAAGCGAGUCUACCCGGCAGCCGACACAUGCUGAUCGAGCUCAGCCCGGGCAGGAGAGGCCGUGGCGACGGCAGAGGACGACCCGUCUUGUAUUACUGGCCGUCGCGUAGGGAGAAGGCGGCGCGCAUGAAAGCAUCGGGCGGCGAGGAGGACGAUCUGCCUGGCCCCAGGAGAGGUUCAUCAGGCCCCAAGAGUGCGCCUACUACCCCAGACAAUCCCGAGCCGGACAGCGAGAAUGGAGAAAACACAGAGCCGGAGUCCGAGGCUUCAGCCAAAGUCAAGCUCUCCGUAAACCUUUUGUAUUAUCGGUAA
Messenger RNA from Lasiosphaeria miniovina, 663 nucleotides. RefSeq lists its product as uncharacterized. The record is from RefSeq and is a predicted model, not a curated record. The coding region runs from base 1 to 663 and encodes 220 amino acids. The transcript has 4 exons. NCBI's taxonomy places the organism in Eukaryota, Fungi, Ascomycota, Sordariomycetes, Sordariales, Lasiosphaeriaceae.